Petromyzon marinus (sea lamprey) is the source of this 692-nucleotide messenger RNA. Lineage: Eukaryota; Metazoa; Chordata; Hyperoartia; Petromyzontiformes; Petromyzontidae. The record is from RefSeq and is a predicted model, not a curated record.
UAAAACGGAUCUGUCUUGAAGCUGGUUAUGCAGAUCAAUAGCCCACCAGUAACAUUGAAGAACACUGUAAAUUUAACAGUGGCAAUAUGCUGAAGCUUUAUACGAUGCCCAAUAAAGGAAAGCAUGAUUCUGUGGAUUUUAAACAAACUUAUAAUUUUUUCGUGCUGGGUGUGGGCGUUGUUUUUUUUACAGAUGCACGUCUCGGCUGCAGCUUUGAUGACGAGGGACUCCCACUGUGCGGCUGGACUCAGUUGGGCGAUGACGCCGGAGACUGGAUCAGGAACUCGGGAGCAACCCCCAACCCCAGCACCGGUCCACCUGGGGACCACACCACCGGCUCCUCCUUCUACCUUUACCUGGACUCUGCGUCCGUGGGAGCUGGGGGAGGAGUGAGGCUCCUGAGCCCCAGCAUCAACACCAACCAGAACGUGUGCCUGAGCUUCUGGUACCACAUGUACGGCGAUGAACUUAUGACCCUGAACGUGCACGUGCUGGAGGACGGCGUAGAGAGACGCGUGUGGCGUGCGGAGGGGCAGCAGAGCAGCGCCUGGCUGCAGGGAACCGUCACCAUCCAGGCCAAGCCAGACACCCAGGCUAUCCUGGAGGGAAUUCAAGGAGCAACAAAAUUGAGUGAUAUAGGCCUGGAUGACAUUUCUGUAGCUGACGGAAAUUGUUUUGGUAAGAUUAAAUGA